Messenger RNA from Aethalodelphis obliquidens (Pacific white-sided dolphin), 8573 nucleotides. It is a transcript of the gene PTPN13, whose product is annotated as protein tyrosine phosphatase non-receptor type 13. NCBI's taxonomy places the organism in Eukaryota, Metazoa, Chordata, Mammalia, Artiodactyla, Delphinidae. The record is from RefSeq and is a predicted model, not a curated record. Gene Ontology annotation, molecular function: protein tyrosine phosphatase activity; phosphatidylinositol 3-kinase regulatory subunit binding. Gene Ontology annotation, cellular component: nucleus; cytoplasm; cytoskeleton. The transcript is spliced from 48 exons. Gene Ontology annotation, biological process: peptidyl-tyrosine dephosphorylation. Bases 483 to 7973 code for a protein of 2496 amino acids.
GCUCCGGCAGUCGCGGCGCGGCGAGGGUGACACAUCAUGAUUACAUCCCCUAGAGACCGUCUUGCUGGCGAGCAGCACUCCCUGGCUUCCCGGUCCGCCUCUGCCGCCUCGGCAGCGCUCGGAGCCGGCUGCAGGAGUUGAGCCGUUCCGCACCACAGGGUUUGGCGAAGCCCUUGGAGGCGUACGGGGCAGCAGAGGGCCGGGAAGGGUGCGCGAGCGCUCGAAGGUCAGGCGGUCGGCCGGGGUCGCGGCUGGAGGGGCGUUUCGGAGGCGUGGAGGAGGAGGAGAUGCUGCUCCUCUUUUCCCCCUCCCCAGGCUCCUUCUCCAGCUCCUUCGGCCCACGCUCGCAGCCGCUUGGGGAAGAAGAGGUGGAGGCUCUGGGCGCCCGCGGGGGCUGCCGGCUGCCCACCCCGACGCCGCGUCCCCGCAGCCCUCGUCCCGCGCUCCAGUAGUAGGACCGGGUCUCCGGAAAAGCGGGUAAUAUGCAUGUGACACUAGCUGAGGCCCUGGAGGUUCGGGGUGGACCACUGCAGGAGGAAGAGAUAUGGGCUGUAUUAAAUCAAAGUGCCGAAAGUCUUCAAGAAUUAUUCAGAAAAGUAAGCAUAGCUGAUCCUGCUGCCCUUGGCUUCAUCAUUUCUCCAUGGUCUCUGCUAUUGCUGCCAUCUGGUAGCGUGUCAUUUACAGAUGAAAAUAUUUCCAGUCAGGAUCUUCGAGCAUUCACUGCACCAGAGGUUCUUCAAAAUCAAUCACUAACUUCUCUCUCCGAUGUUGAAAAGAUCCAUAUUUAUUCUCUUGGAAUGACAUUGUAUUGGGGGGCUGAUCAUGAAGUACCUCAGAGCCAGCCUAUCAAGCUUGGAGAUCAUCUCAACAGUAUACUGCUUGGAAUGUGUGAGGAUGUUAUUUAUGCUCGGGUUUCUGUUCGGACUGUCCUGGACGCUUGCAGUGCCCACAUUAGGAAUAGCAAUUGUGCACCCUCAUUUUCCUACGUGAAGCAGUUGGUAAAACUGGUUCUGGGAAAUCUUUCUGGGACGGAUCAGCUUUCCCGUAACAGUGAGCAAAAGCCUGAUCGAAGCCAGACUAUCCGAGACCGAUUGAGAGGAAAAGGAUUACCAACAGGAAGAAGCUCUACUUCUGAUGUACUAGACACAUACAAGUCUCCGUUCUCUCAUCAGACCUUUCUUAACAAAGGGCUUAGUAAAUCUAUGGGAUUUCUGUCCAUCAGAGACACACAAUAUGAAGAAGUUUAUUUCAAGGACAUUUCAUCAGAUAAUAACUCUGGACAUGAAGAUUCUGAAAAUUCUUGCUCCCCUUACCAGUUCAAAACUAGUGGCCCAGAAAAAAAAGCUAUCCCUGGCAUUGAUGCACUUCCCAAGAAGAAGAUUUGGGCUUCAUCCAUGGACUUGCUUUGCACAGGUGACAGAGACAUCUCUUCUGGGGAGACUGACAGACACCAACACUGUCUGCCUGAGGCGGUAACAGUACGGACUUCAACUACUCCUAGGAAAAAGGAGGCAAGAUACUCAGAUGGAAGCAUGGCUUUGGAUAUCUUUGGCCCUCAGAAAAUGGAUCCAGUGUUUCACACACGAGAAUUGCCCACCUCCUCAGCAAUAUCAAGUGCUUUGGACCGAAUCCGAGAAAGACAAAAGAAACUUCAGGUUCUGAGAGAAGCCAUGAAUGAAGAAGAACCAAUUCGAAGAUACAAAACUUACCACAGUGAUAUCUUUAGUACCUGCAGUGAAAGUCCAUCUAUUGUUUCCUCUGAAUCAGAUUUCAGAAAAGUGAGAAAAAGUGAAGUGUCAAAGAGAUUUGAGUCCAACAGUGGUCUCCCAGGGGUAGGUGAAACCCCAAGUCAAGGCCAGUCACAGAGACCAAGCAGACAAUAUGAAACACCCCUUGAAGGCAACUUAAUUAAUCAAGAGAUUAUGCUAAAACGGCAAGAAGAAGAAAUGAUGCAGCUGCAAGCCAGAAUGGCCCUUAGACAGUCUCGACUGAACCUGUAUCCAGGAGACACACUCAAAGCUUCCAUGCUUGACAUCACCAGGGAUCCCUUAAGAGAAAUGGCCCUAGAAACAGCCAUGACCCAAAGAAAACUAAGAAAUUUCUUUGGCCCUGAGUUUGUGAAAAUGACGAUUGAACCAUAUAUAUCUUUGGAUUUGCCGCGGUCUAUCCUUACCAAGAAAGGGAAGAAUGAGGAUAACCGAAGAAAAGUAAACAUAAUGCUUCUAAGUGGACAGAAACUGGAACUGACCUGUGAUACCAAAACUAUAUGUAAAGAUGUGUUUGAUAUGCUUGUGGCCCAUAUUGGCUUAGUGGAACAUCAUUUGUUUGCUUUAGCUACCCUCAAAGAUAAUGAAUAUUUCUUUGUUGAUCCUGAUCUAAAAUUAACCAAAGUGGCCCCAGAGGGAUGGAAAGAAGAACCAAAGAAAAAGAGCAAAGCCUCUGUUAAUUUUACUUUGUUUUUUCGAAUUAAAUUUUUCAUGGAUGAUGUUAGUCUAAUACAACAUACUCUGACCUGUCAUCAGUAUUAUCUUCAGCUGCGAAAAGAUAUCUUGGAGGAGAGGAUGCACUGUGAUGAUGAGACUUCUUUAUUACUAGCAUCCUUGGCUCUACAAGCUGAGUAUGGAGAUUAUCAACCAGAGGUUCACGGUGUGUCUUAUUUUAGACUGGAGCAUUAUUUACCUCCCAGAGUGAUGGAGAAACUUGAUUUAUCCUAUAUUAAAGAAGAGUUACCGAAAUUGCAUAAUACCUAUGUGGGAGCUACUGAAAAAGAGACAGAGUUAGAAUUUUUAAAGGUCUGCCAAAGACUGACAGAAUAUGGAGUUCAUUUUCACCGGGUGCACCCUGAGAAAAAGUCACAAACGGGAAUACUGCUUGGAGUCUGUUCUAAAGGUGUCCUUGUGUUUGAGGUUCACAAUGGAGUUCGCACAUUGGUCCUUCGCUUUCCAUGGAGGGAAACCAAGAAAAUUUCUUUUUCCAAAAAGAAAAUCACAUUGCAGAAUACAUCAGAUGGAAUAAAACAUGCCUUCCAGACAGACAACAGUAAGAUAUGCCAGUACCUGCUGCACCUCUGCUCUUCCCAGCAUAAGUUCCAGCUGCAAAUGAGAGCAAGACAGAGCAACCAAGAUGCCCAGGAUAUCGAGAAAGCUUCAUUUAGGAGCCUGAAUCUCCAAGCAGAGUCCGUUAGAGGAUUUAAUAUGGGACGAGCAAUCAGCACUGGUAGUCUGGCCAGCAGCACCCUGAACAAACUUGCCGUUCGACCUCUGUCAGUUCAAGCUGAGAUUCUGAAGAGGCUAUCCUGCUCAGAGCUGUCGCUUUACCAGCCAUUGCAAAACGGUGCAAAAGAGAAGAGUGACAAAGCUUCUUGGGAGGAAAGGCCUCGAGGGAUGAGUAAAUCAUACCACGAUCUGAGUCAGGCCUCUCUCUAUCCUCAUCGGAAAAAUGUCAUUGUUAACAUGGAAUCCCCACCACAAACCAUUGCGGAGUUGGUAGGAAAACCGUUUCACCAGAUGGCGAGAUCUGAUACGGAAUCUUUGGCAGGAUUCACAAAACUUAAUAAUUCAAAGUCUGUUGCAAGUUUAAAUAGAAGUCCUGAAAGGAGGAAACAGGAAUCAGACUCCUCAUCCUUUGAAGACCCUGGUCAAGCAUAUGUUAUAGGAAUGACUUUGCAUAGUUCUGGAAAUUCUUCAUCCCAAGUACCCUUAAAAGAAAAUGAUGUGCUGCACAAAAGAUGGAGCAUAGUAUCUUCACCAGAAAGGGAGAUCACCCUGGUUAACCUGAAAAAAGAUACAAAGUAUGGCUUAGGAUUUCAAAUUAUUGGUGGAGAAAAGAUGGGAAGACUGGAUCUAGGUAUAUUUAUUAGUUCAAUUACCCCUGGAGGACCAGCUGACUUGGAUGGAUGCUUAAAGCCAGGAGACCGUUUGAUAUCUGUGAAUAGUGUGAGUCUGGAGGGGGUCAGCCACCAUGCUGCAAUUGAAAUUUUGCAAAAUGCACCUGAAGACGUGACACUUGUUAUCUCUCAGCCAAAAGAAAAGAUAUCCAAAGUGCCUUCUGCUCCUGUGCACAUUGGCAUUGGCAUGAAAAACUACAUGAAGAAAGCUUCCUACGUGCAAGACAGUGCUGUAAAUUCUUCUGAGGAUCACUGCUGGCCACGUGGCACCCCAGGGCACACCUCAGAUAGCUCAUUUGGGCUGUCUGGGGGCCUGCGGGAGGGAAGCCUGAGUUCUCAAGAUUCCAGGACUGAGAGUGCCAGCUUGUCCCAGAGCCAGGUCAAUGGUUUCUUUGUCAGCCAUGUAGGUGACCGAAGCUGGCAGGAAUCAAAGCACGGCAGCCCUUCCCCAUCUGUGAUAUCCAAAGCCACUGAGAAAAAGGGGACUUCUACUGACAAUAACCAAAGCAAAGCUAAAAAAGCAGGCAUUUAUGAUGCAACAGAUUACUCUGACCGUGGAGAUUCAGACAUGGAUGAAGCCACUUAUUCCAGCAGUCAGGAUCAUCAAACACAAAAAAAGGAAUCUUCCUCCUCAAUGAAUACAUCCAACAAAAUGAAUUUUAAAACUUUUCCUUCAUCACCUCCUAAACCUGGAGAUAUCUUUGAGGUUGAACUGGCUAAAAAUGAAAACAGCUUGGGAAUAAGUGUCACGGUACUGUUUGACAAGGGAGGUGUGAAUACCAGUGUCAGACAUGGUGGCAUUUAUGUGAAAGCUGUUAUUCCCAAGGGAGCAGCAGAGUCCGAUGGCAGAAUUCACAAAGGUGAUCGUGUCCUAGCUGUCAAUGGAGUUAGUCUGGAAGGAGCUACUCAUAAGCAAGCUGUGGAGACACUGAGAAAUACAGGACAGGUGGUUCAUCUGUUGUUAGAAAAGGGACAGUCUCCAGCAUCCAAAGAACAUGUCCCUGUAACCCCACAGUGUACCCUCUCAGAUCCAGAUGCCCAAAGUCAAGCCCCAGAAAAAAUGAUGAAGAAAAUGACUCACAUAAAAGACUACAGCUUUGUUACUGAAGAGAAUACAUUUGAGGUGAAAUUGUUUAAAAAUAGCUCAGGCCUAGGGUUCAGUUUUUCUCGAGAAGAUAAUCUUAUACCCGAACAAAUGAACAUCAGCAUAGUAAGGGUUAAAAAGCUUUUUCCGGGACAGCCAGCAGCAGAAAGUGGACAAAUUGAUGUGGGAGAUGUUAUCUUGAAAGUGAAUGGAGCCUCUUUGAAAGGACUGUCUCAGCAGGAAGUCAUAUCCACUCUCAGGGGAACAUCUCCAGAAGUAUCCUUGCUUCUCUGUAGACCACCACCUGGUGUGCUACCAGAAAUCGACCCUGCUCCUUUGACCCCACUGCACUCUCCAGCACAAGUACCUCCAAACAACAACAGUAAAGACCCUCUUCAGACAGCAUGUGUGGAGCAAGGCACCAGCUCAGAUGAAAAUGAAAUGUCUGACAAAAGCAAGAAACCAUGCACGUCCCCAUCCAGGAGAGACAGUUAUAGUGACAGUAGUGGGAGUGGAGAAGACGACUUAGUGAAAGCUCCAGCAAAGAUACCAAACAUGAGCUGGAGUUCAGCUUUGCAUCAGACUCUAAGCAACAUGGUGUCACAGGCACAAAGUCAACAUGACGCACUUAUGAGUCAAGAAACUACCAUUUGUACCAUGUUUUACUAUCCUCAGAAAACACCUAAUAAACCAGAACUUGAGGACAGUAAUCCUUCCCCUCGACCACCCCAUGUAACUCCUGGGCAGAGUUGUCAAUCUCAGUCAGAAUCUGCUUCCACUAAUGCAAUGGAUAAAUAUCAUAAAUGUCAUACUUCUGAGCCAACUAGACAGGAAAGCUUGACGUCUUUGAAAAAUGACUUGGAAAACCACCUUGAAGACUUUGAACUGGAGAUGAUAGAACUCCACAUUACCCUAAUUAAGUCGGAAAAAGGAAGCCUGGGUUUUACAGUAACCAAAGGCAAUCAGAGUAUUGGUUGUUAUGUUCAUGAUGUCAUUCAGGAUCCAGCCAAAAGUGAUGGAAGGCUAAGACCUGGGGACCGGCUCAUAAAGGUUAAUGAUACAGAUGUUACAAAAAUGACUCACACAGAUGCAGUGAAUCUACUCCGAGCUGCACCCAAGACAGUCAGAUUAGUUCUUGGCCGAGUUCUAGAAUUACCCAGGAUGCUAAUGCUGCCUGAUUUGCUACCUGACAUUACAUUUACAUGCAACAAAGAGGAGCUGGGUUUUUCCUUAUCUGGAGGUCACGACAGCCUUCAUCAAGUGGUAUAUGUUAGUGAUAUCAAUCCAAGGUCAGUUGCAGCCACUGAGGGUAAUCUCCAGCUCUUAGACAUCAUCCACUAUGUGAACGGAGUCAGCACACAAGGAAUGACUUUGGAAGAAGCUAGGAGAGCAUUAGACAUGUCACUGCCUUCAGUGGUGCUGAAAGCAACAAGAAAUGGUCAUCCAGUGGUUCCCAGUUCUAAGAUGUCUGCUGUUUCAGCUCCAAAGUCAGCCAAAGCCAAUGGUCAUCACAUUGUGGAGCCUUGUGGCAAACCGGCCCUCACACCUAAUAACUCAUUCUCCAAGGUUAAUGGGAAAGAAAUAAUUGAAAUUUUGUACCCUGAAAGAAAAUGUUCUACUUAUCAGAUGAAGGAAUCAGCAGACCUGAUUCUAUCCAAAGAAUCUGAUGUACAAGAAGAUGAUAUUUAUGAUGAUCCUCAAGAAGCUGAAGUUAUCCAGUCUCUGCUGGAUGUUGUGGAUGAGGAAGCUCAGAAUCUUUUAAACCAAAAUAAUGCAGCACGAGAUGCCUGUGCUCCAGGUGCAUUGAAAACCAGUGGGAAGUUAUGUGAAGAGAGAGCAGAAGAUACAGACUAUGAUGGUUCACCUUUACCUGCAGAGUUUACGGAGUCUACCAAAAUGAACGGCUGUGAAGAAUAUUGUGAAGAAAAAGUAAAAACUGAAAGCUUAAUUCACAAGUCAGCAGAAAAGAAGACUGAUGAUGAUGAUGAAAUAACAUGGGGAAGUGAUGAAUUGCCAAUAGAAGUGACAAACCACGAAGAUUCCAAUAAAGGUCAUCCCUUUCUGACAAAUGAGGAGCUCACCACACUCUCCAUUGUCAAAGUGCUUCCCUCCAGUAAAUACACCGGUACGGAGUUGAAAUCAGUCAUUCGAAUGUUGCGGGGUUUACUAGAUCAAGGAAUUCCGUCUAAGGAGCUAGAGAAUCUUCAAGAAUUAAAACCUCUGGAUCAGUGUCUAAUUGGACAGACUAAGGAAAACAGAAGGAAGAACCGAUAUAAAAAUAUACUUCCCUACGAUGCUACAAGAGUGCCUCUUGGAGAUGAAGGUGGAUAUAUCAACGCCAGCUUCAUUAAGAUACCAGUGGGGAGAGAAGAAUUCGUCUACAUUGCCUGCCAAGGACCUCUCCCUACAACCGUUGGAGAUUUCUGGCAGAUGAUUUGGGAACAAAAAUCCACAGUGAUAGCCAUGAUGACCCAAGAAGUAGAAGGGGAAAAAGUCAAAUGCCAGCGCUAUUGGCCUAAUGUCCUAGGCAAAACAACAAUGGUCAGCAACAGGCUUCGACUGGCUCUUGUGAGAGUGCAGCAGCUAAAGGGCUUUGUGGUAAGGGCAAUGACCCUAGAAGACAUUCAGACAGGAGAGGUGCGACAUAUUUCUCAUCUGAAUUUCACUGCCUGGCCAGACCAUGCUACACCUUCUCAGCCAGACGACUUGCUCACUUUUAUCUCUUACAUGAGACACAUUCAUAGAUCAGGCCCAAUCACCACACACUGCAGCGCCGGCAUUGGACGUUCAGGGACCCUGAUAUGCAUAGAUGUGGUUCUAGGAUUAAUCAGUCAAGAUCUUGAAUUUGACAUCUCUGAUUUAGUGCGAUGCAUGAGACUACAAAGACAUGGAAUGGUUCAGACAGAGGAUCAGUAUAUUUUCUGCUAUCAAGUCAUCCUUUAUGUCCUGACACGUCUUCAAGCUGAAGAAGAGGAGAAAGAGCAGGCCCAGCCUCUGAAAUGACAUGACAAGAACAGCCUUCUGGAUGUCUGUCCACUUCUCUCCUAACUUCCAGCAGAUGCUCCUGCUGUCUAUUUAAAAUAAAGAUCACAGGGCAGUAAGUCCAUAAAACAUCAUUAUGCUUAUUCUCCUCUACCUUAGAGGGGCAUUCUUAAUAACAAUAAAUAAUGGUAAAUGCUGUAUUUUUACAGCUACUUUAACCUGUGAUAAUUAUCGAAGAUUUUUUUAACACUAACUGAAUAAUGCAUAUCUUAGGGAUGAUUAAGGCAGCAUUUGACUAUAGCUGACAUUGUUACAAGGACACACUGAGACUAUUUUUAAUGCACCAAUCUUGUUUAUAGCGAAAUUAUUUUCCAGUAUUUUUUAAAAACUAGAGCUAUUUUAUAGGGGAUAUUUGAAACCAGUAUUUAAGCUUUAAAUGACAGUAAUAUUGGCAUAGAGAAAAAGGUAGCAAAUGUUUACUAUAUCAAUUUCUAAUGUUUACUAUCUAGAACUUCCUGUAAUAUAUUUAUAUACUUUUUCAUGAAAAUGGACAUAUCAAAUGUUUGUAACUGCAUCAUGUUAUACAUCAUCUCACUUUGUAAAUAAAAAUACACAUUAAAA